Messenger RNA from Truncatella angustata, 1059 nucleotides. Its product is annotated as NADH-ubiquinone oxidoreductase 24 kDa subunit. The coding region runs from base 90 to 866 and encodes 258 amino acids. The record is from RefSeq and is a predicted model, not a curated record. NCBI's taxonomy places the organism in Eukaryota, Fungi, Ascomycota, Sordariomycetes, Amphisphaeriales, Sporocadaceae. Gene Ontology annotation, molecular function: NADH dehydrogenase activity. The transcript is spliced from 3 exons.
GUAUGAAUACAUGACGCCUACGUCUACGUGAAAGUCAAAGAGCUCAAUAGCAACCUCGACACCAGCCAUUGAGCCGCCCAUACACCACAAUGGCGUCCAAAUUGACCCCUCUGCUGUUCAGGACGGCCGCCCGAUGCGCCGCCCGAGCUCCGCGCCCCCAGAUCCGCCCCUUCACAGCAGCCAGCGCAAGGAGAAGUGAUGUCCUCAGUGUGCACCGCAACACAGCCGACAACAACCCGGACAUCCCCUUCAAGUUCACCCCACAAAAUGAGGCCAUCAUCGCCGAGAUCCUCAAGCGAUACCCACCGCAGUACAAGAAGGCUGCCGUCAUGCCCGUCCUCGACCUGGGACAGCGCCAGGCCGGUUUCACUUCCAUCAGCGUCAUGAACGAGGUCGCCCGCAUCCUCGAGAUGCCCCCUUCCCGAGUCUACGAGGUCGCCUCUUUCUAUACCAUGUACAACAGGACGCCCGUCGGCAAGUUCCAUGUUCAGGCUUGCACUACGACACCCUGCCAGCUCGGCGGCUGCGGAAGCGACGCAAUCGUCAAGACGAUCAAGGAGGAGCUCGGCAUCAAGCAGGGCGAGACCACCCCCGACGGCCUCUUCACCUUCAUCGAGGUCGAGUGUCUGGGUGCCUGUGUCAACGCACCCAUGGUUCAGAUCAACGACGACUACUACGAGGACCUUACUCCCGAGACCACCAAGCAGCUCCUGACUGCUCUCAAGCAGGCUGGCUCGGGCGACGCCAACGCCAAGGUGCCCGCACCAGGGCCCUUGAGCGGAAGACAGACGUGUGAGAACAGCGCUGGACCCACCAACUUGAAGGCUGAGCCGUGGGGUAUCGAGACUACGCGGUCAGAUCUAUAAGAGCGCGCGAUACGAUAAGAAGUGCAUGGCUCGGAUAAUGGCUCAAUUCAGAUUCGUGGUUUCCCAGUGCUCUCGACAAGCCAGAGGAACAAGCUGUGUUCCUACGGAGCCGCGAUGGGAUAUGCUUUUUUCCAAUAGACCCGAAGAAUCCAGCGGGGAAUCGGGGCCAUCUUGUACAUAAGAAAGAGUAAAA